This is a messenger RNA of Penicillium expansum, 1680 nucleotides long. Its product is annotated as Protein kinase domain-containing protein. The coding region runs from base 1 to 1680 and encodes 559 amino acids. Gene Ontology annotation, biological process: protein phosphorylation; intracellular signal transduction. Gene Ontology annotation, cellular component: cytoplasm. Gene Ontology annotation, molecular function: ATP binding; protein serine/threonine kinase activity. NCBI's taxonomy places the organism in Eukaryota, Fungi, Ascomycota, Eurotiomycetes, Eurotiales, Aspergillaceae. The transcript is spliced from 2 exons. The record is from RefSeq and is a predicted model, not a curated record.
AUGGACUACAGCAAUAGCUUCUCUUAUAAUGCUGAAGAGCUUUUAGACCCAUCAAGCCAAUUGUCUCAAAGGUUUCCCCAAGUGAGUCAGGUUCUUCGAGAUCGUCUAGGGGUAGCGUUUAGCAAACGGAAUAACGAGGAGUUCUCGAGGUGUAAUUGCCGGGACGAUUUAGGUCACAGAUGCGACAGCGAAGUGUUCCAACAAUAUAACCACACUUCUUAUGAUGAUUUCAUCCGUUUGAGUGCUGAUGGGAAGACCACUGCCAAGGCAGUAUGCCUUUGUCCGGACCUUAACGAGCGAGUGCAAAUAUAUGGAUUCAUAGGCGCAGGAACAUUUGGGGCCACGUUUAUUGCUCGCGAGAAAGGCGCUGCUGGGGCUUCCCUGGAGGACCUUGAACAAUACGCAAUCAAAUCUCAAGUCCACACAACACAGUGGAUGGACAGAAUAUCAGGUGUAAAUGCUCAGAUGGCGGCCUUUUGUGAGCCUAGCGGGGAGAAACGAUAUAUGCCAGAAGAAGCACUCCUUCUGAUCUAUCUCGACGACAGCAAAAGAUUCCCGCGGCUCAACUCGGUCUAUACUCACGGUAUGCUAACAGCAAUUCUCAUGACCCCCUGUGUUGACCCUAGCUAUGAAGCCAUUUCAAUUAUUGAUGAGGAUCAUUUUCACAGGAUCAAGUCGAAGGGGCCAAUACCGCCGCGCAUCCGGAAGAGAUACCCCCCGUUUCCAGCCUUUGAUGGCAGCUAUCUCAUGUCCGCAUCCACCAAAGAACCUCAACUGGGGGAAAUAGAAGGCAGUAAAGUGGCUUCGCAGCUUCUCCAAGCUAUGAUAGAAUUAGCUGAUAUGAAGGUCUGCCAUGCUGAUAUCUCAGUGACAAAUUAUCUCAUGGACCAAAACCUCAACGUUCAACUAAUCGAUCUUGGAAUGCUCACCUUCUCGCUUGAUAGCACGGAUAUAUUCAACUUAGACCACUUUAUUCCCUACCAAGAGUACCAGAUGAUGCCUGAGCGAGCCAUUGAACUGGAGAAGUACGACAUUUGGAGGGAUCCAUCCCACGAUGAUGUCUGUAUCGAAAGUAUCCACUUGCCUGUUGACCAACGGGAAGUUUGCCUGUGGAAAUAUUCAACACUCGUUUACGGGUUUCUGCAUGGCUUCUGGCCCUGGGAUGAGCCUAAGCCAGUGCCGAGACAUUUGGAUUGGCAUGCUAGGUAUGAUGGUCCUUACAAUGACCCGUUCUACCCAGUAGUCAAACGCAGGCGCAAGAGAAUGAUCAACGAGGAUGCAGCAAUCAGCGAAUCACUCUCACAGGACUGCAGGGAUGUGUUACAAGCCACAUUGUCUAGAAAAAAGUCCGAGCGGCCGUCGUUGGAAGAGUUAUCGUCAUUUCCUUGGUUUUCUCGCUGGUCUGCUGAAGAACUUGAGUCUGGUCGCCCUUUGAAAAGACCCUUUGUCAAGGAAUUUCAUAAUAGAAACCGUGCAGAUGGUCGAAGGGGUUUCACAUGGCCAAGUAUAUCACUGGACCAAGAUAUGUCGUUCCCGAUCCUUAACAGCCCGAAAAAUAAUCCUUCUGCUUCCUCUGAAUACUGUUCUAGUUCUUCUGGUUCUUCCGAUUAUUCUACAUAUUCUGAUGCAUCUGAUAACAAUGGAUACGAGGAGGUUCCUCCUCAAGAAACAUCGCCUUGA